AUGAGCCAGGCAGCCAAGGGCGAGCCCCCGCCCGGGGCCGGCAUGGCACAGGAGGGGCCGCCCGCCUUCUACCCCGGCCAGGAGCUCGACCUGUCCACCAAGGUGUACAAGAGGGAGUCAGGGAGCCCCUUCUCGGUGCUGGUGGACAGCAAAGUGAGCAAAGGGCACCUCCACGAGAGGGAGGAGCAGCCGUUUUUCAGGGAGAGCAGAGCGGUAGGAGAGGUCCGGGCUGUGAAAGAAGACAGGGAAAACUCUGACGACUCUGAGGAGGAGGAGGAGGAAGAGGAGGAAGAUGAAGUGACUUACAAAAGGGAGCAGAUUAUAGUGGAGGUAAACCUUAACAACCAAACCUUAAAUGUGUCCAAAGGGGAGAAGGGUGUCCCCUCCCAAUCCAAAGAGACCGCUGUCCUUAAGAGCAGCAGCGAGGAAGAGGAGGAGGGCGACAGUGGGGAAGAGGCCACGGAAGACAGUAACGAUUACGAGGAGAACGAGAGGCAGAAGAAAAAGGAGAAGAGAGUGGAGAAGGUGAGCGUGGGCCAGAGGAGAAGCAGGAGAGCCGCCUCUGCCGCGGCCGCCGCCGCCUCCCCGGCGCCCAGAGCCACGCGCGGCCGCAGGAAAAGCUCCGAGCCCCCCAAGCGGAAAAAGAAAACCGCAAAGGAGCCCAAGGCGGCCGUGCAGAAAUCCAAGUGUGAGGAGAAGGAGACUCUGACCUGUGAGAAGUGCCCCAGGGUGUUCAACACGCGCUGGUACCUGGAGAAGCACAUGAACGUCACCCACAGGCGGAUGCAGAUCUGCGACAAAUGCGGGAAGAAGUUUGUGCUAGAGAGUGAGCUGUCCCUGCACCAGCAAACUGACUGUGAAAAAAACAUCCAGUGCGUGUCCUGCAACAAAUCCUUCAAGAAGCUCUGGUCCCUCCACGAGCACAUCAAGAUCGUGCACGGCUACGCCGAGAAGAAAUUCUCGUGUGAGAUCUGCGAGAAGAAGUUCUACACCAUGGCCCACGUGCGGAAACACAUGGUUGCCCACACCAAGGACAUGCCCUUCACCUGCGAGACCUGCGGCAAGUCCUUCAAGCGCAGCAUGUCCCUCAAGGUGCACUCCCUGCAGCACUCGGGGGAAAAACCCUUCAGGUGUGAGAACUGCGACGAGAGGUUCCAGUACAAGUACCAGCUGCGUUCCCACAUGAGCAUCCACAUCGGGCACAAGCAGUUCAUGUGCCAGUGGUGUGGCAAGGACUUCAACAUGAAGCAGUAUUUCGAUGAGCACAUGAAAACCCACACUGGAGAGAAGCCUUUCAUCUGCGAGAUCUGCGGCAAGAGCUUCACCAGCCGGCCCAACAUGAAGCGGCACCGGCGGACGCACACGGGCGAGAAGCCGUACCCGUGCGACGUCUGCGGCCAGCGCUUCCGCUUCUCCAACAUGCUCAAGGCCCACAAGGAGAAAUGUUUCCGUGUCACCAGCCCCGGCACCAGCCCCGGCACCGCCGGCACCGCCUCCCUGCUGCCCGGCCCCUGCCCGGCCCCUCCUGCCGCGGGCAGCGCGCUGGGGCUGGGCCCGGCCGUGCCCUCCCGGCCCGUCCCUCACCCCUACGGCCCCCUGGCCCUGCAGCCCCACGGCCACCACCCCCAACACGGCCACCACCCCCAGCACCUGCCCGUGCCCCCCGUGCCGCACCUGCCCCCGCCGCCCGCCCUGUUCAAGAGCGAGCCCCUGAACCACCGCGGGCACGGCCACGGGCACGGCGGCACCGAGGGCUUCCUGCGGCACCUGGACAAGGGCGGCCCCGCACAGCCCCACUGACACGGGCUGCGA
Molecule: messenger RNA, 1812 nt
Organism: Sturnus vulgaris (Common starling)
Lineage: Eukaryota; Metazoa; Chordata; Aves; Passeriformes; Sturnidae
Source: RefSeq, a predicted model, not a curated record